Lepus europaeus (European hare) is the source of this 1891-nucleotide messenger RNA. It is a transcript of the gene RCHY1, whose product is annotated as ring finger and CHY zinc finger domain containing 1. Gene Ontology annotation, cellular component: nucleus. The record is from RefSeq and is a predicted model, not a curated record. Gene Ontology annotation, molecular function: zinc ion binding; ubiquitin protein ligase activity. NCBI's taxonomy places the organism in Eukaryota, Metazoa, Chordata, Mammalia, Lagomorpha, Leporidae. The coding region runs from base 113 to 898 and encodes 261 amino acids. Gene Ontology annotation, biological process: protein ubiquitination; ubiquitin-dependent protein catabolic process. The transcript is spliced from 9 exons.
CGGUGGCAGCCGCGGCCUGGAGGGGGUGCGCCCGAGCGAGCGGCGCUGCUUCUCUGGGCGUGGUUUGCAUCCUGGGGGAAGGGUCUGUGGUGUGUGAGGGGAGGUGGUGGAGAUGGCGGCGACGGCGCGGGAAGAUGGCGCCCGCAGCCGGCAGCGAGGGCCGCGGGGCUGCGAGCACUAUGACAGAGGAUGUCUCUUGAAGGCACCUUGCUGUGACAAGCUUUAUACUUGCCGCCUGUGUCAUGAUAACAAUGAAGAUCAUCAACUAGAUCGAUUUAAAGUAAAGGAAGUGCAGUGUAUAAACUGUGAAAAGAUUCAACAUGCCCAGCAGACUUGUGAAGAGUGUAGUACAUUGUUUGGAGAAUAUUAUUGCAAUAUAUGCCACUUGUUUGACAAAGAUAAGAAGCAAUAUCAUUGUGAAAACUGUGGAAUUUGUAGGAUUGGCCCAAAGGAAGACUUUUUCCACUGUUUGAAAUGUAAUUUAUGCCUAGCCAUGAAUCUUCAAGGAAAGCAUAAGUGUAUUGAAAAUGUUUCCCGGCAGAAUUGCCCAAUAUGUUUGGAGGACAUUCACACGUCCCGUGUUGUGGCUCACGUCUUGCCGUGUGGACAUCUCUUACAUAGAACGUGUUAUGAAGAAAUGUUGAAAGAAGGCUACCGAUGCCCAUUGUGUAUGCACUCUGCUUUAGAUAUGACCAGGUACUGGAGGCAGCUGGAUGAUGAGGUGGCACAGACUCCAAUGCCCUCUGAGUAUCAGAACAUGACUGUGGAUAUUCUCUGCAAUGACUGUAAUGGACGAUCCACAGUCCAGUUCCAUAUUUUAGGCAUGAAGUGUAAGAUUUGUGACUCCUACAAUACUGCUCAAGCUGGAGGACGUAGAAUUUCACUGGAUCACCAGUGACCCACUUACGCUUCACUGCAAAACCCAGCAUUUUCUGAUACAAAAACGACAUUCCUUAGUAUUCUGUUGUCAUCAUGUGUCGUAAUCUAUGCAUUAGAGUUGAUGUGCUUUGUACUAGAGUCACAGCAUACAAUCAUAUCCAAGUACUUUUAAGAAUUCAGGGUCUCUAUAGAAUUAUCAUAGCUAUGUCUUGGAUAAAAGCCUUGUCCUUGUGUUUUGAUUGGAAAUUCUUUUAAUGUCAGUUGUGGAAAUCGAGGUUUGCCACUGAUAAUCACAUUCAUGGAAAUAUGUUCUAUUUUAAUGGGAUUUUAAGUGGUACUAUGUGCACAAAGUUCAUUUCUAGUUGUUUCUAGAACCGCACUUAAUUUUCAGUAGUAUUCUUGACUUUAGAGGCUAUGUUAUAAUAAGUUCUACCAUAUUAAAGUCUUAAUUAUAUAUGUUUUAGAAUUUUCUAAGACAGUCCUUUGAAGUCUAUAAAUGAAUUUUGAUGUAAUAACUGCUAAUAAAAUUAUAUUAAACAUUUAUAGAAAGCUUUUUUCCAAGGUUGUCUAUUUUUGGCUCAGAGUAAUAUAGUCAGUUUUAUAAUGUGAAUUUCUCCAUUCUUUCUCUCUUUGGUAUUCUUUGGUAAGAAUAGUUGGGGAAAAUGUUGUAUAAAAGGAUUCUUCCAGAGCUUUAAGAAAAAUAUCAAUGUUGAAAAUGAUUUUAAGUUGCCCUAAAUUAUUUCUUUAAGGAAUGAUUCAUGCAGCCAGUAUUUCUUGAGCAGCUACUAUGUGCCAGGCAAAGUUCUAGGUGGUGUGGAGAUAACAGUGAGCAAUAAAGAUGAAAGUCGCUGCCUUGUGGCACUAUAUUCCAGUGUUCUGUGUGUUUGAUCAGCGUUUUACUUGUUUUUCCUCAUGUAAGCAGUGAUGUGUUCAUUGUGAAUGAAUGGACUGUUUCUUUCCUAACUACUUGAAUGUAGGGGAUAGAUGAGCGGGAGGGGUAUGGGCUAUUCCU